AACACGUGACCGCGCUGUUUCCCGUCCCGUUCUGUCCCUUUCUGCAAUCCUCUCUCUCUCUCUCUCUCUCUCUCUCUCUCUCUCUCUCUCUCUCUCUCUCUCUCUCGCUGCCGCAGCCGCCGCCACUCCCGCUGUCAGUGCGCCGGGCCGCCGCUUUCCGCCCCUCUCGCCCGCCUGCUGCUGUAGAGCGCCGCUGCGCACCAUCAUGGAGCUCUCUGCGGUGGGCGAGCGCGUCUUCGCCGCGGAGGCCAUCAUCAAACGGCGCGUCCGCAAGGGCCGCAUCGAGUACCUGGUCAAGUGGAAAGGAUGGGCCCUCAAAUACAGCACGUGGGAACCAGAAGAAAACAUUUUGGAUGGUCGCCUUAUAGCAGGGUUCGAACAGAAGGAGAGAGAGAGGGAAUUGUACGGGCCGAAGAAAAGAGGACCUAAACCUAAAAACUUUGUUCUUAAGGCCCGAGCGCAAGCUGCUGAGAUCCGUCCCCCCCCAAGGCUCUCGGACCCGGGCCUGCGCCACCAUGCUGUCAACGCCUCCAGACCCUCCACCUCAUCAGGGCUCUCUUCAUCGUCAUCUAUGUCUUCCUCUUCGGCCCCCCCGGCUCCCACUCCUAAACUGCACUCUGGCGCAGCCUCUCAUAAGCUGAAGAAAGACAUCCGUCGCUGCCAUCGGAUGUCCCGCCGCCCCUUGCCCCGCCCCGAUCCGCUAGCUCCGCCCACAAGCUGCUCCUCCUCCUCCCGCCCUCCCGUGUCUCCCUUCUCAGAGACCGUUCGUAUCCUGAACCGCAAGGUCAAGCCCCGUGAGGUGAAGCGGGGCCGCAUCAUACUCAAUCUGAAGGUCAUUGAUAAGUCAGGGAAGGCCAGCAGCCCUGCGGCACUUCAUCACCCCCCAUCCCAAAGGGGGCGCCCUCCUAUCCCGUCGCGCAAUCGCAUCAUUGGCAAGAAGUUCAGUGACGGGGCCUACAGGGGCCUUCAGCCCCCACUGAAGUUGCCGGGCUUCCCGAUGUACGGGAAGCCGUUCGGUCUUCAGCAGGUCGGCCCGGUUCCAGGCCAGCCUCCCCUGGGAAUGAGGUCCGGUACUGGGAGAAGUGGGAGCGGUACCCCAGCACACACUGUGUCAAUACCCCCCCGUCUCAGUGUGGCCUCGGAGGGUCCUGGCGGGGUGGCUGCGCUGCCCGUGUCCCAGUACCAGCCACCCCUUUCGCCCUCCAGCUCGAGCGGUCCGGACAGCACCCCUGCAUCCCCGACACAGAUUCAGCUACCGCCCCUGCCGGCGCCGGCCUCCGUCUCUCCCCCCAGACUGAGUCCCCAAGGGCUGCCUGGGCCGGAGGAGGCGCCGGGCCUCCAGUCGAACCCCAGCCCUGUCGCCUUUCUUCCCUCCUGCCCCUCCCCGUCCUCGUCGCCGUCGACAUCUGAGGACGAAGAGGCCAUCCUGGAUCAGACCACAGCACGUGCGACCAAGCGGAAGUCCAGGGGUCGGCCCGUCCGUCGGCGGCGCCGAAACAAGGCAGCCGCUACCACCCCCGUAGCCGGCAGCUCUGUGUCUCCAGGGGCAAGAGAACCAUACCCCAACAGCAGCCCCCCUCUUCUCUCCCCCGAGGCCCCGCGGGGUGCCGGGGAGGGGGAUCCCAACUGGCGGCCCGAAAUGGCGCCGUGCCACGCUAACGUGGUUGUGACGGACGUGACCACAAACCUCCUCACCGUCACCAUUAAGGAGUUCUGCCUCCCGCCAGAUCUGGACAUGUCCAGUCCUGCUUCUCCCACCUCUCCCUCCUCUCCGCCUGCAGCUCCUUCUUCUCCCAUCCCUCCGGUCUCCCAGCCCCGCUUCUCUCCUGCUCCGACCCGUCCAUCCGCCACCCUGAAGUUCGUAGCCGUGCUGCUGGCCGCCGGGAUGCUGGCCUUCCUCGGCGCGCUCAUCUGCAUCAUCGCCAGCGUGUACCCGAGCUCCACGGCCGCCGCGCCCCCCCCGCCGCCCACCGACAACCAGUCGGCGCCGCCGGACGCGCUCCGCCAGCCCUGGUCUCCCGGCGGCGUGGCGCGCGCGGGACCGCUGGGCGCUCUCCACGGUCCUGAAUCCCCCGACGCGGCGGGCGGCUUGGGCGCCGGGUUCGACGAAGCCCCCACCCUCAACGAGCUGAGCAGCUCCGGCGGGGCGAGCGCGGGCGCGGCGCAGCAGUUCGCCUUCAGCCGCCUGAUCUGCACGCCCGUGCCCGCCGGGGACUGCAAGCAGAAGAAGCUGCAGGCGGACGAGCCCUCCGAGUACGCGGACGAGGACUGGGGCUUCUACCUGUCCACGGCCGAGCAGCUCCGGCAGACCAUCCGGCAGCAGAAGGAGCAGAUCCUCGCGGACCAGCGCACCAUCCGCGAGCUCACGGGGAAGCUGUCCGAGUGCGAGAGCGGCCUGGAGGAGCGCGCCUUGCACGAGCGCAGCCUCGGACCCUGGGCCGGCAGCCGCAGGCUCAUGGCCGGCGACGACGUGCGGUCAUCGGCCACGGAGCAGCUGCAGACGGCGCGGGCCGUGGAGGAGCUGGAAAGGGCCAUCCUGCAGCUCAAAGACCGCAUCGAGAAGCUGGAGUCAGAGUUAGGCCCCUUGACCCACAACCACACCAUUAUGGGAGCCAAGGCCCCGGCUGGAUUGUCCAACUACCCCGGGGGUGCGUUUGACUCCGUGCGGUGGCGGGUGGAGGACCUCGAGGACGAGUUAGAGCGCAAGAUGAAGAUGCUGGAGAAAGAGAGAGCAGCCUUGCGGAAGGAAACGCACGACCAUCGGCAAGAGAUCGACCAAGGCCUCAACUCCUUGCACCACCGCAUCGUGGAGCUGGAGCAAAGUCUCUCGGAAUACAACUACCCCGAAGGCUACAAGCUCUCCUUCCCGGUGCGCACCAACUACAUGUACGGGCUGGUGCGGCAGCCCAUUCCGGAGAUGUACGCCUUCACGGCCUGCCUGUGGCUGAGGGCCACCGAGGGGGGCAUUGGGACGCCGUUCUCCUACUCUGUGGUGGGACAACCCAACGAGCUGGUGCUGCUGCAGGGGGUGCACAACCCCGUGGAGCUGCUGAUCAACGACAAGGUGGCGCAGUUGCCACUGUCCCUCCCACAGGGCAAAUGGCAGCACAUCUGUGUGAGCUGGAGCCUGAGAGAUGGUGUUUGGCAGGCCUACCAGGGUGGCAAGCUGAAGGGGGAGGGUGAGGGUCUGGCUGCCUGGCACCCUAUCCGGCCCGGUGGGGUACUGGUUCUGGGACAGGAGCAGGAUACCCUGGGCGGACGCUUCGAUGCCUCGCAGGCCCUGGUGGGGGAGCUGUCCCAGUUCAACCUGUGGGACCGGGUGCUGACGCCCACCGAGAUCACCCGCCUGGCCGACUGCAGCGAGGUCACGUUGGGCAACGUGGUGCCCUGGACCGACCGGGAUGUCGACGUGUUCGGGGGGGGCCGCCAAGGAACCCCUGGAACCCUGUGUCCAGCGCAUCGGCAGCCAGCAGUGAGGAAGGGUGAUGGGAUCGGGCGUGAAAAGGCACUGUUUCGAGAGCAGGGGGCACAGCUUUGGGGACAUUCUUUCACUUUGACACCUGCGCCUAGAGUGCACACGCGGUGAUGGGGAAGAGACACACACACACACACACACACACACACACACACACACACACUCACAACGGCCACACUGUGACAGGAGAGAUUGGCGAUCUGCACUGUGUUCCAUGCCAUUCGCUCUGUCGGGGGGAGGGGGGUUCUAAGUUCUCACCCUCCCCCCCCUAGCCAUUACAGAGCUUUGCCUUUCAGUCACACAGUUUUCAUCCCACUUUAAAAGCUGAUUUUUUUUUUCGAGAUUUGCUCCGUUUCACGUUACCUUGAUGCCCUCAAACAAGAGCAGGUCAUCGAUCUGCAGGGUCCGUGAAUGCGAUCUUCGCCAUCAGGCCAUACGGCGGCAGAUAAAUGCCGCAUUGUGCACUUAGCCCUCCCUUGCACCAGAUCCAACCCCCACGAUGACCUCUUAUGAACCAUCCGAGGAUAUUCCCUGCGAUAACCAACACUGAAGCAGCACCAGGAGGACACUGGAGUCAACGACUCACAUCUUCAUUAUUAGUGUAUCAAGAAGUAACCUCCCCAACUGCAGUAAUAUGCAGACUAUGAAAAAAAAAUAAGAUUACAGAAUUCAACCGUGAACGGCAUGUACCACUGCUUCCCAAAGUAGAUCAAUGCUCCCGAGACCCAUCAAAAAGGUUUUUGGAUAUAUUUCCAAGAGUUCUAGGAAGCUAUCCAAGCCCCGGUUGUCCAGGUCUCGGGAGGGUACAGCGCCAAAGCCCUGGGAGUCUCCCCUUGUGAAACACAAAGCGGUUUGAGUUCGGUCUCAUCGUGGUUGAACAGGCUUCUGAACGGUACAGAAGAAUGGUGGAUGAAUGUACGGUGUCUACACCGGUACUACACCACCGUGACCGAAAUAGAGCAGAAAGCCCGAACGUGGCUGACAGCUCGCGACCAGCGCAUGAUCCUCGUUAUAGCGAACGUCCGGCAGCCCGCACAUCCAGCCAUUCGAACCCUCAUUCAUUUUUGCUGACUAAUUUGCACAAAAAAAUGACGUUCACGGAAUUGUAUGGGACACAAACAAAUAUGCUGUGUUUUGGGUGCUCCCCAAAUCUGCGAGGAGUCGUAUCCGCCCUCCCUCUCCAGGAACGAACGUGGAUGCAAAGUGCCUGCCUGGACAGACGUGCCCAAAAAUGUAUAAGAGAAAGAAGGAGAAAAUGACUCGUAAACUCUCUACUUUUGCUAUCUGUUUAAAGGUUGCUCUAUUGUGAUGUUGGUAUUGUGCUUGUUUGUAUCCGUACCUCUAUGGUUUCUCUAUGGAGUCGUGAAGUUACACCAGUGGAAAAAAAAAAAAAAAA
Molecule: messenger RNA, 4871 nt
Organism: Scleropages formosus (Asian bonytongue)
Lineage: Eukaryota; Metazoa; Chordata; Actinopteri; Osteoglossiformes; Osteoglossidae
Product: lysine-specific demethylase 6B-like
Biological process (GO): negative regulation of transcription by RNA polymerase II
Cellular component (GO): chromatin; PRC1 complex
Molecular function (GO): chromatin binding
Source: RefSeq, a predicted model, not a curated record